Sarcophilus harrisii (Tasmanian devil) is the source of this 3780-nucleotide messenger RNA. RefSeq names its product malic enzyme 1 (gene ME1). Gene Ontology annotation, biological process: pyruvate metabolic process; malate metabolic process. The record is from RefSeq and is a predicted model, not a curated record. Lineage: Eukaryota; Metazoa; Chordata; Mammalia; Dasyuromorphia; Dasyuridae. Gene Ontology annotation, molecular function: malate dehydrogenase (decarboxylating) (NADP+) activity; malate dehydrogenase (decarboxylating) (NAD+) activity; NAD binding. Gene Ontology annotation, cellular component: mitochondrion.
AGGCCGACCCCCCUGCUGCCAUGACUCAGCGCUUCUUCGGGGCCGCGGGCAGCCGGGCAGAAGACACCGGCCCCACUCAGGCCCGGCCCGGCGGGGCCACUCCCAGCGCUUCCACCCCCGCCAGCGCCUCCUCCGGCACAAGGCCCUCCCCACUGCGGCGGCGGCGGCGGCGGCGACAGCCACCACAGGAAUCCCAGCAGUCGUCGGAGUCCAGCCUCCGGCCGCCGCCGCCGCCGCCGCCGCCGCCGCCGCUCCUGCAUCAGCCGAGGCAGCCGGCGUGCGCUCCCCCCCCACGCUCCCGACGCCGCUCGUCCCGCCCCCGAGCUCCCUCAGCGCUCCCCGCGCACGCGAAGCCUUCCAGACGCCGCCGCCGCCGCCCGAGCCUCCCCGAGUGCCCAGCAGCCAUGGAAGCCCCCGCUCGCAUCCUCUACACCCAGAAAAGGGGCUACGACUUGACGCGGAACCCCCUCCUCAACAAGGGAUUGGCUUUCACUUUGGAAGAGAGACAGCAAUUGAAUAUACAUGGAUUACUGCCACCUUGUUUUCUUGGCCAAGACAUCCAAGUCUUAAGAGUUAUUAAGAAUUUUGAGCGGCUGAACUCAGACUUUGACAGAUAUCUUCUUUUAAUGGGUCUUCAAGAUGAAAAUGAAAAACUUUUCUACAGAGUGCUGACUUCUGACAUUGAGAAAUUCAUGCCUAUUGUUUAUACUCCCACAGUGGGAUUAGCUUGCCAGCAAUAUGGCCUAGCAUUUCGGAGGCCAAGAGGUCUCUUCAUCAGUAUCCAUGACCGAGGUCAUAUUGCUACAUUGCUAAAGUCAUGGCCUGAAGAUACUGUCAAGGCUAUUGUAGUAACUGAUGGAGAACGGAUCCUUGGUUUGGGUGAUCUUGGCUGCAAUGGAAUGGGCAUUCCUGUUGGUAAACUGGCAUUGUAUACUGCCUGUGGAGGGAUGAAUCCUCAAGAGUGUCUGCCUAUCACCCUUGAUGUGGGAACUGAGAAUGAGGAGCUGCUAAAAGAUCCAUUAUAUAUUGGACUGAGGCAGAAAAGAGUGAGAGGAAAUGAUUAUGAUGCAUUUUUGGAUGAAUUCAUGGAAGCAGUUACUUCCAGGUAUGGAAUGAAUUGCCUUAUUCAGUUUGAAGAUUUUGCCAAUUCAAAUGCAUUCCGUCUUUUGGAGAAGUACCGGAACAAAUAUUGUACAUUCAAUGAUGACAUUCAAGGAACAGCAUCUGUUGCAGUUGCGGGUCUCCUUGCAGCUCUGCGCAUUACUAAGAACAACCUGUCUGAUCACACAAUUCUAUUCCAAGGAGCUGGAGAGGCUGCCCUGGGGAUAGCAAACCUUAUUAUUAUGGCCAUGGAAAAAGAAGGGCUAUCCAAGGAGAAUGCCAUUGAAAAGAUAUGGUUGGUUGACUCAAAAGGCUUAAUAGUUAAGGGACGUGCUUUUUUAACACGUGAAAAAGAGAAAUUUGUCCACGAACAUGAUGAAAUGAAUAACCUUGAAGAGAUUGUCCGAGAAAUAAAGCCAACUGUUCUCAUAGGAGUUGCUGCCAUUGGUGGUGCUUUCACAGAACAGAUUCUCAAGGACAUGGCUUCCUUCAAUGAGCGACCUAUCAUUUUUGCUCUAAGUAACCCAACAAGCAAAGCAGAAUGUUCUGCAGAGCAGUGCUACCGAAUGACAGAGGGACGUGGAAUUUUUGCAAGUGGCAGCCCUUUUGAUCCUGUCACUCUUCCAGAUGGUCGCACCUUCUAUCCUGGUCAAGGCAACAAUUCUUAUGUGUUUCCUGGAGUAGCUCUUGGUGUUAUAGCAUGCGGAUUGAAGCACAUCACUGAUAAAAUCUUUCUUACUACAGCUGAGGUUAUAGCUCAAGAAGUGUCGAAUAAACACUUGGAAGAGGGUCGUCUCUAUCCUCCUUUGAAUACCAUUCAAGAGGUUUCCUUGAAAAUUGCAGUGAAGAUCGUGGAAGUAUCCUACCAUGAUAAAUCAGCCACUGUCUACCCUGAACCCCAAGAUAAAGAAGCAUUUGUCCGUUCUAAGGUUUACAGCACUGAUUAUGAUCAGAUUCGACCUGACUGUUACUCUUGGCCUAAGGAGGCAAUGAAAAUACAGACUGUAAAUCAUUUCUAGAAAUACAGUACAGUAGUAAAUAUUUGUGGCUCUGUUAAUGGCGUUUUGAAGGUUUUUCUUUGUCAAGAUGAACAGUUUUUAUAAUGAUUGAAAAAGCUCUUAAAUUAACAUGAUAAUCUUUGUUCAUUAACUUUGUAGUUUAAUUAUCUCUUGGUUGAUUUAAUCCAGAUUAGGAUAAACAGCCCUUUGGACAAUAGUCCUAUAUUUGCAUUCUGUUCAUUCAUAUUUUCAGUAUUCAUCUUUGUGUCCCAAGUUCUUUUUAAAAGUUGUUGAAAAUCUGAAAAAAAUUCUCAUUAUUUUUAAUAGUACAUUGAAGAGUAACACUAAAAACUAGCAAUAAAUCAAUAUAAGCAACUUUAAAAUAUGUGAUUUUUUUGUUAACCAUUUUGUUAAGCUAUACUUUUUUUUAUAAGAACAGUAAAUUUUGGGAACAGAGCCUUUAUACUAACAACAGAAACUACAGUGUCAAUAUUUUUGCAGUUUCUAAAGACUGACUCAGGUUUUCAUCAAUACCCCUUGAUUGUGUUGGUUCAAUUUAUGCAACUGGUUAAAAAAUUUUUUGAAGAAGGCUCAAUCAAUACUGUUUACAAUGCUUUGUACAACUCCCUGUUUGUUUAUUUCCUUUCUAUCAUUCUCCUUAUUCAGUAAUGCUCCACUCUGUCCACUGCAUUCCCAACAAAGAACUUCACCACCUCCUUAGAUAUGCCUUCCCACUAUGAAGUUAUCAUGCCAUAGCUUUGGGGAAAGGGACCACCCCCUUAUUUCCAGUGAAGGCCCAUUCUUAUUCUCUGUGAUAGAGUGACAGUGAAAUAAAGAAGGCAGAUGAAAAAAAAAUUGUUUUUAGCAAAUUUCCCUGGGUGUUCCUUUUAAAAAGACCCCUGGGUCUGACACUAACCUCAGUAUCCAUAAUAAGCUGUCUUGCUGUAUAGCCCAGUGCCAUAACUUAAAACUAGAUGACUAGAAUAUUUCCCUCUUUUCCGUUUCAACUAUGAUGCUUCUCCAUUAACUCAGGAAAUUGAAAACUUAGCUGUAUUGCACUAAAAUAAUCUACCUCUGGAGUUCAGAGGGAAAUUUCAAAUGAAAUUUAUAUAACAAUAUUCCCAAUAUGUCACCUUUAUCUGUUUUUAGUUAUAUUUUAUAAGAAAUAGUCUUGAAUCAAAUAUAAACCAUCAUUUUAAAAUUACCAUGACAGCUAUAGAAUUGCAUUUCAUGGGAUGCUGAAAUGAGUGUGAUAAAGAGUUUUACUCUUAACAGCAAUUGACCCAGUGACAAAAGACCUCAAGCUCAGGUUUAACAGUCAUUUAUUAUUUAUCUAUAGAAUUAUUUUAAGAAAUUUUCUUCCUUUUAAGGUCAUGCUUUUGGAGAUAUACUUCAAGGUAAAAUGUACUAGAAAAAGUAUUUUUUGCAAAGUUGAAGACUAAACCGAAUUUUGUUUUAAGGGAUUAGAAAAAUAAAGCAGUGGUAGAAGUAGGAGUUUUGAGAAUACAAGUCAUCAUAGAGAGUUAAGUGUAAUUGUUUUGUGAAAGUAGUAGAAUGAAUUUCCUAACUUGUCCAUUUCCAUGUUUUCUUAUAGCACUAAGAAAACCUAUUUACCUAUGCAAAAGGAUUGUAAUAAAUUAUUAAAAAUGUAAAUGCUUAACUAAAGAGUGAAUUAAUAAAA